Molecule: messenger RNA, 1906 nt
Organism: Neltuma alba
Lineage: Eukaryota; Viridiplantae; Streptophyta; Magnoliopsida; Fabales; Fabaceae
Product: pentatricopeptide repeat-containing protein At2g22410, mitochondrial-like
Exons: 2
Coding region: 86-1906 (606 amino acids)
Biological process (GO): RNA modification
Molecular function (GO): RNA binding; protein binding
Source: RefSeq, a predicted model, not a curated record
ACUGUGUUUUGUUAGAACAAACCGACUCCUAUCUCUCUUAGAAAGAUGCAAAUCUUUUAUCCAGUUAAAGCAAAUCCAAGCACAAAUGACACUAACUGGAUUAAUCUAUGAUAGCUUUGCGGCUAGUCGCCUUAUUGCUUUUUGUGCCCUUUCUGAGUCACGAACUCUUGGUUAUUGCACAAAGCUUCUGCUCAAUACACAUCACCCAAAUGUCUUUUCUUGGAAUGUGACAAUUAGGGGAUAUUUAGAGAGUGGGAACUCUGAAGGAGCUCUUCUUUUGUACAAAAGAAUGUUACAAGAUCGUAUGUUGAGGCCUGAUAAUCAUACCUACCCUUUGUUGCUUAAGGCUUGUUCUAGUCCCUCUCUUAAUUUUCUGGGUCUUGCUAUUCUUGGGCACAUAUUAAAGUUUGGUUUUGAAUUGGAUAUAUUUGUUCACAAUGCACUGAUCACUAUGCUAUUCUCACAUGGAGAAUUAGAGACAGCAUAUGAUGUAUUUGAUAAAGGUUGUGUGAGAGACCUGGUAACCUGGAAUUCCAUGAUUAGUGGGUGCGUUAAAAGAGGGCUAGCAGACGUGGCAUUGGAUCUCUAUUGGGAAAUGGAGGCUGAGAAACUGAAGCCAAAUGAGAUUACAAUGAUUGGGAUGGUUUCUUGCUGUUCUCAACUGCAGGAUUUGAAUCUUGGCCGGAAAUUUCAUCAGCACAUCAAAGAACAUAGGCUUGAACUGACAAUCCCACUUACUAAUGCACUUAUGGACAUGUACGUCAAGUGUGGGGACCUCAUGGCAGCACAACUUUUAUUUGAUAAUAUGGCACAGAAGACCCUCGUUUCAUGGACCACAAUGGUUUUAGGAUAUGCCAGAUUUGGUUUUCUGGAUAUUGCUCGGGGACUUCUGCAUGAAAUUCCAGAGAAGAAUGUUGUCCCAUGGAAUGCAAUAAUUAGUGGUUGUGUUGAGGCCAAGCUCAGUAAAGAAGCAUUGACUCUAUUCCAUGAAAUGCAACUCAUUAAUAUAAAACCUGAUGAAGUAACCAUAGUUAACUGCUUGUCAGCAUGCUCGCAACUUGGAGCACUUGAUAUUGGAGUAUGGCUUCACCAUUAUAUUGAAAGACACAGUAUUUCUUUAGGCGUUGCCCUGGGAACCGCAUUAGUUGACAUGUAUGCCAAGAGUGGAAAUAUUGAAAGGGCUCUGCAGGUUUUCAAUGAGAUGCCACAGAAAAAUUGUUUGACUUGGACUGCCAUUAUUUGUGGUUUAGCACUUCAUGGAAAUGCCUAUGAUGCUGUGUCCUAUUUCUCAGAAAUGAUUCAUUGCGGGUUGAUGCCUGAUGAGAUCACCUUUCUUGGCAUCUUAUCUGCUUGUUGUCAUGGUGGUUUGGUUGAAGAAGGUCGUAAAUUUUUUAACCAAAUGAGCUCCAAAUUCAGCAUAUCCCCUAAGCUUAAACAUUACUCAUGCAUGGUGGACCUUCUAGGAAGAGCUGGUCAUUUGGAAGAAGCAGAGGAGCUUAUUAAAAAUAUGCCCAUGACUGCAGAUGCUGCAGUUUGGGGUGCUUUAUUUUUUGCUUGUCGUGUUCAUGGCAAUGUUUCAAUUGGGGAGAGGGCAGCUUAUAAGCUUUUUGAGUUAGAUCCUCAGGAUAGUGGGACCUAUAUUUUGCUUGCUAGCAUGUAUGGAGAAGCAAGAAUGUGGAAGGAGGCGAAACAUGCAAGGAAAUUAAUGCGAGAGAGAGGAUUAGAUAAAACUCCUGGUUGGAGCUCAAUUGAGGUCAAUGGCAUUGUACAUGAGUUUGUCGUGAGUGAUGCAUCACAUCCUCUGUUCAAACAGAUUUGUGAAUGCUUGGUUUCAUUAACAGGGCAUAUGGAGCUUCUUGGUUUUACUCAUGGUUUUCCUGACUUUGAGUAUAAAUUUUCUUCUUAA